ACCCCUCCGCUAAACCCCCUUGCUAGGGAAGAGGUGACAAGCUUCAGCCCGUUGCUCGUCAUGGCCACCGUCUAUGACUUGCUGACGCAACACUCUACAAACGUCGUUCACAAUACUCACUAUGUCACACAGAGCAACAAAGAAUGGGCCCGCAACUACCAUCCUAUCCGAAAUCUGGUCGUCCACAGCUACCAUGGCGGCGACGGUCUGGUACACGCGGACUUCGACUCGGCCUUCCUUGGAAGCUACGAGGACGACGGGAUGCGCAUGGACGAGCCCGCCAUGGCCCCCAACAAGAGAAUAUGGCGAUUGGAAUGCGAGGCCGACUGCGAGCUGUGGUUCCACACCGAGGUCUCGAACGUUGUCCUGGCUGGUUGGAACCGCUACCCCCAGGUUACGCAGACCUCCCACACCAAGCCGCCGCGCGUUGAGAACAUCCCCGAGGAGGUGGACGCAAUGUACACAAUCAAAUAUAGAAAUGAGAGAACCGUCAUCGCCAUCGGGGAGAUGAAGAGAAACCUCAUCCAAGCAGCCGCGUGGCAGGCGGGCAAUGUCUUGCAAGUCGCAGGCCAAAAGAUGCUGUCUCGGGAGCUUCGAGGGUAUGCGGUCAAGUAUCAGUCCCCACAGGUGUACUGUUUCGAUGGCAAGACACUACUCCUCCUCCAAUUCAGAGCCGACACGCCCGCCAAGAUGAUGGACGCAGACUGCCCUGUGGACUGCUGGGUCCUCCCUCGCGAGGGGAGCUUCUACUCGCUGCGGUACGCGCUCUAUCGGCUUAUGGCCCAGGGCUUCAGGCGCUUUCAGGGCAUGUGCGCGCUGCCGAUCUCGGUCGGGGGCCUCACGCCGCGGUCUCGCCGGUUCUUCAACGGCGUUCCCGUGUGGCAUCCUAAUGGAGUCGACCAAGACGAGCACCCGGGCGGCUACGUCCGGUCAGUAAAUGGCACGUCAGGGGCGGUCAAGUGGACCCAUAGUGAGUCGGGCGACUUGGUGUGGGAGACUGCGGCGUUCUGGGGCGAACACGCUUAGCAGUGAAGUCUCAUUGUCAAGACGCGAGCAGGACGGUCCGGAGAGUGUUUCUUAGGUUAUUUAUCUAUGGUUACCAAACCGUCCGUCCACAAGCAGAGUUGGUGCUCCUCGUAGCACUCCGCAAGGCGCUUCACUUCCGACUCAAUAAGAGAUGAAAUCAAUUGUUUGUCAGUCAG
Molecule: messenger RNA, 1202 nt
Organism: Thermothielavioides terrestris NRRL 8126
Lineage: Eukaryota; Fungi; Ascomycota; Sordariomycetes; Sordariales; Chaetomiaceae
Exons: 2
Coding region: 61-1026 (321 amino acids)
Source: RefSeq, a predicted model, not a curated record